GAAUCUCCCAAACAUACGUCCCCGUUGGAGUACACGACGUCACAAUCCUCAAAACAACAUCACCUGCUUUGAUUACAAAUUGUGAGUUGAUAGUUGUUACACUGACGAGCAAAGCCGGAUGCUUUUUUGCAUUGUCACAGAAAACACUGAUCUGCAAUUCAACGGAGCGAAGAUCAACUCCGUUUUUGUUUCCGUGCAGGGAGCAGGCUGCAAGCACACCGUGUCUCUCUCUCUUCGGGGAUAGCUAGGCCGGCUAUCGGCGCGUAUCCCCGGGCAGUUGAUGAUCUGACGCCCGGUGGUGUGGACUUGGGGGUUUGGCAGACACUCCAUAACUUUAUCGCAGACGCUGCUCCGAGUUAGCUUGGCGAGUGAAAGUGUCGAUGAGAGGAACAAACUUUCAACAGACGGAGGCAUAGCAAGUACAUCUUAGAGCUUCGGUUCAAUCUAGAGUUGUCACUGUUGCGUUCAUGUGUGAUUUUACAUACGUGUACUACGGAGGAACAUCUUGAAACAUCCCCAGACUUUGAUACAACGGGGGUACGAAUCGUACACCAGGCUCCGUUCCGCUUUUAUUUUGGGUCAUCUCUCCAAUUCUUACAAUUUUUCUCCACACCGAAGGAACCUCAUUCUCUGGAGCACAAUUUGGAGCAGGUCAUCUCUUCGAAGGCAUUGUUACUGAUUUUUUUCCGGUCUUUUUUGUUUGUCGGCAUUUGGGUCAACUUGGGAGUUCCCGUUCGUUCCAAAGCUCUACACCGGUGGAUGUCACGAACCACGUACAAGUGAAACUCUAGAGACAAUGAGCAACAGCAUGCAUACUCCGUUGCCGGAACGAACCAUUCUGAACGAGGGGUGCGAGGAUGAAGUGGAGUGUUACGGUCUCAAGCGAGACACACCCCGUACGAUCCUAUGCUACAUCCUGGGCGUUCUCACGGCGGGCGUCUUUCUGGCCGCUAUGUACUGGAAACCUAACUGGGCGGCCAAGUUCAUGUACCGGCAGUCGCGAUUGGACCGAGCCGACACGGUGCUCCUCAAAGAUAUGUACAAGCAGUGGUUUCUGGUCAAAGUAAGGAUCUCCAAGGACAAACUCCCAAAGGAGAAGAGAAAGAAGAAGGGCUACCAAAAGCAAGGCGACGAUUUCAACGGGAACACGGCAAACGAGACUCCAGGAAUGCGCUACAUCAGAUUCCAAAAGUUGAAGUACAUCUGGGAUGCAGAAGGGUUCAACUUUUAUAAAUUGAGGGGUCUUGAAACCGGAGUGUCCUGUAAUGAAAUCUACGAGACUUUCAAAGGAUUCACGGCUGAUGAACAGAAAUCCAGGAGAGACAUUUACGGUGGGAACGAGAUCGACAUAGCGUUGAGGCCGCUGAUUGUACUGUUCUUCCAAGAGGCCCUGAACCCGUUCUACGUGUUCCAAAUCUACAGUGUGUGUCUCUGGAUCUUCGGUUACAACUACGUCUACUUCUCAUUGGCCAUAGUGCUCAUGUCUCUCAUCUCCAUCACGCUGACGGUGUACAGUACCCGCAAGCAAAGUGUGACCCUGCGACGAAUGGUCAAGUCCACUGGCACAACCACCGUAUGGAGAGGAGACCGACAUUUUGAGGAGAUUGGUAUCAAGGAUCUGGUUCCGGGCGAUCUGAUCGAGCUCCCGACCAGAGGCUGCAUGAUGAACUGCGAUGCCGUUUUGAUCAGCGGGAACUGUAUCGUUAACGAAAGCAUGUUAACUGGGGAGUCGGUUCCAAUCACCAAGACCCCACUCCCGUGUCCGCCAGUCGGGGAGAACGAGCAGCCCCCGAUGUACUCCCCUGACAACCAGAAGAGACACACGCUGUUCUGCGGCACGGAGAUACUGCAGGGCCGAUCGGCCGACAAGCAGCCUAUCCUUGCGGUAGUCGUACGAACAGGGUUUACAACAGCGAAGGGGUCGUUGGUAAGAUCCAUCCUCUUCCCAAAACCCAUCGACUUCAAGCUGCACAGAGACGCUAUCAGAUUCAUCUGCAUUCUGGCCUCCAUCGCGUUCGUUGGUGCGACUUACGUCAUCGCCAUCAAGGUUUCUCACCAUGCCAAGACGCACGACAUCAUCCUGAAGGCUCUAGACGUCUUCACGAUCGCCGUGCCCCCGGCCCUGCCUGCCGCCCUAACCAUCGGCAUGGUGUACGCCCAGAGACGGCUCAAGAACCUCAAGAUCUUUUGCAUCAGUCCUCAGAGAAUCAACCUGGCUGGCAUGCUGGAUGUCAUCUGCUUCGAUAAGACAGGUACCUUAACGGAAGAUCACCUGGAACUGCUCGCCGUGUCACCUGUGAAGAAGGAUAGUUUCGUCAUGGUGUCAGAUCCGUCGAAGAUUCCUUUUAGCCCGUUCGUGGCUGCCAUGGCCACCUGUCACUCUCUGACAUUGAUUGAUGGGGAGCUCAGGGGGGACCCCUUGGAUCUUCAGAUGUUCCAGUCCAUCAAAUGGAAUUUGAACGAACCGAAGGACGGAGAACGGGGAAGCUUUGAUUUCUUCAUGCCGACGAUUGUCAGCUCAUCUGAAGGCGAAACGAAGGAGGAGGUCGGAAUCCUUAAGCAGUUUCCAUUCUCCUCCGGUCUCCAGCGGAUGAGUGUCAUCGCCAAGACGGCCAGCGCGGACAACUACAGCAUCUUCGUCAAGGGCGCGCCCGAGACCGUUGCGCUCAUGUGCGAACCAUCCUCAGUUCCUGGAGAUUUCGAAGAGGUCCUGAAGGACUACACCCAACAAGGAUUGCGUGUUCUUGCCAUCGCCAGUCGCGAACUGGAUGAAAAGCAAAACUACUACUCAGCUCAGAAGUUGCAAAGGCACGAGGUCGAGAGCGAUCUUCAGAUGCUGGGGCUGAUUAUCAUGCAGAACACGCUGAAGCCGCAGACGGCUCCCGUGAUCGCCAAACUGAAAAAGGCCGACCUCAGGGUUGUCAUGGUGACAGGCGACAACAAACUGACCGCCAUUCACAUGGCGAAGAAAUGCGGCAUGAUCGGACCGACCGAAGCCGUCAUCGAAGUGGAGGCAACGCCCCCUGUCGGCGAACAACAGCCAACCGUCAAGUGGACGCCGGUCGAGGCUCACUCGCACCACGCCAACAACAGCACCAAGAAGAACUGCCGGCGGGAAAAUGGACAGAUUCCAGACGAGGUCCAGUUGACGUUUUCAGGUGCCGAGACGGCCAUUGAUAUCAACUCGUACCACUUUGCUAUGGACGGCAAGACAUUUGCAAUCAUGGUGGAACACUUUCCAGAACUCAUGCCUAAGAUAGCCGCACGGGGCACAGUGUUCGCUCGUAUGUCGCCGGACCAGAAGGCACAACUUAUCGAGGCGAUUCAAGAUCUAGACUUACACGUAGGUAUGUGCGGCGACGGUGCCAAUGACUGCGGGGCGCUCAAGACCGCUCACACGGGCAUCUCCCUGUCCGAGGCCGAGGCGUCAGUCGCCUCGCCCUUCACCUCACAGCUUCAGAACAUCGAGUGUGUGCCACUCCUCGUCAAGGAGGGGCGUGCCGCCCUAGUGACGUCAUUCGGCGUCUUCAAGUACAUGGCUAUCUACAGUAUGAUCCAAUUCACAUCCGUCAUCAUUCUGAACUCUGUGGAUGGUUUUCCAAGCGAUGCCAUGUUCAUGUACUGGGAUAUCGCCAUUACCACGUCAGUGGCGCUGUUGGUCGCACGCAACGAGGCCUACCACGCCAUCGUCAAGCGCAAGCCGCAGGCCAACCUGACGGACCCUUCUAUCCUCUUCUCCGUCUUUGGUCACAUUCUGCUGCAGAUUCUCGUCCAGGUGGUGGCUUACGUCAUGCUGACCGCGCAGCCCUGGUUUACGCCACUAGUUCCCAAAGAGGACAGCAUCGUGAAUUACUUCAACUUCGAGGCCACUACCAUGUUCCUUAUCUCAUCAUUCCAGUACAUCGUGGUCUCCUUCCUGUUCUCAAAGGGACCGCCCUACCGAAAGCCGAUUUAUACCAACAUUCUUUUCACCAUUGAUCUGAUCGUGCUGCUCUUGUUCACCACUUUCCUGCUCAUGGUGUAUGUUCCAGAAAUAUACGGUUUUUUUAAUUUGAAGAAAGUCCCGCUUGAUUUCCGAUGUAUGAUCCUUGGGUUGGCCGUAGCGUACUUCCUGGCGGCCUUUCUACUCGAGAAUUACAUUGCUGAGAGCGGCUGGGUUAAGCGUCUAAUUACUUGCCGAAGGUGCCGCAAUAUCACCUUGCACAAGCACGACCAGGUCGAGCAGGAGCUGCUGGCUGACCCGUCGUGGCCUCCGCUCUCCAGCCGCCUCCCCGCCCGCACCAACGGCAAAUGCAUGGACGAGGCAUCAGUGUCUCCCAAGUUCGCCGGGAAAACGGCUGACGAAGGCAAUGUAGAGACCCCAGUCUGAUCGGAGAGUACCACAAGAUAUUACGAUAAACCAGUAUUGCGGUUGGGGCCAGUCGCUGUGCGACUGGCCCUAUUUCCAGCCGCGACUUUAUUACCAGAAUAACGUGUGGACCAGUCUCGGUAUGUUUUUGUUACUUUUGUACUGUUUCAGUGUUUGAUAAAUAGAAACUCCCGUCCUUACAUUGACACCUCGGGGAGAAUUGCCAGUUGUAUAGUGAGCAUGACUACAGUAUAUUGUGCUUGAUAUCCUCUGAUUGUAUGAAAUCGAAUUAUUCGCAAACUUUGUUGAUAAACUAUAUAACAAUACCACAAAACGGGUUAUUCAAAACUUGCUCAAUGCUUCAAAGGCUUCAGUUUUUCGUUGUACAGCAUUCAAAAUGAAAUGUUGAGUAAAGUCUCGAGUUGACAGAGUGACCGUCAGAAUUGGGGGCUAAAGUUUUGCCGUCGUGCAUCUUUUUAUUGAAGUAUCUGUUCACUCGACGUGACGAGUAGCGCCCCAUGUGUUUUUGCUGACGCAGAUUCAGCAAAAUGUGCAGUCUUAAAAUUUGCUAGUGUUUUGUAAAUAAUUCAAAAUGAACGCGUAACAACCAACCAAAUUGUACCGUGAAUAAAUUUGACAGAAAUAACACCCACUGUCGGUGUUAACUUCAGAACAUAAGCAUGACUGUUUCACUACGUAACAGGUGCUUGCUGCCACCAAGAGGCCACAAGCCUCUCAGUAAAAGACUCGGAUCCAUAUUGCUGCAUCAUUUCAUUCGUUCUUAAAAUGAAAGUCCCCUUGGGGUAGCCUGCUCUUGUUUUGCUAUCUUGCCUUACAUGUACUUUGGGGUCAAACUUAAAAAAAGGUUUGGUCUUUGGUUCGAAGAACAAGAACAAAAGGGAAAAGAGACAAAUACGCACUAUUAUCAAUUUUAUCUUUACUUCCUAUUCGGCCACUUCUGCAUGCAUAUUUGCAUGAACAAGGAUAAAGCCACUCAUGGUAGAGGGCUACAACUUACAAGAGAAAUACAAAUUGAGUGCUCAGGAAAACUGAAAUUAAUAACAGACGUUCCUGUUGAAACAGGAAAGAUCAUUAUGUAGUAUAGAGUGAAACAAACCAAACAAAAUAUGUUUUUGUUAGUUACUAACGUGUUUUUAACGUUUCCACACCAAGGAUUAAAGCCUUCAUAGCGAUGAUUAACUUUAACAUUAUACAAUGGUGACUGUUGUCAAGGCUUUAGCAAUAUAAUCAUUUACAGUUUGUGUGUUUGUCAUGAAAAUGUUAGUGAUCGUGAGAGGAAUGUAUUGAAGCUUUGGUAUUACGUAGCACCUGGAUAUAUUUGUCUGUUUUCUUCACCAAUGGCAUGUACCCUUUCCCUUUACCAUCUUAAGAUGUAAAAAAUGAAAAUGUGUAAUUCCUGGUUCUUCCCGCCCUUCCAAUUUCCAGGUAUGAGAGGGAAGGGAUAGUUUUGUAGUUAAACAAUGUAUUCGAGGCUAAAACUGGUUCUUUUCACUGAUGUUUACCGAAACAUUUAUUUGGAAACUUGAAAAAAAAAUAACAAAGUUCAAAGAGA
This is a messenger RNA of Patiria miniata (bat star), 5921 nucleotides long. RefSeq names its product probable cation-transporting ATPase 13A3. Bases 797 to 4369 code for a protein of 1190 amino acids. Gene Ontology annotation, cellular component: late endosome membrane. Gene Ontology annotation, molecular function: ATP hydrolysis activity; P-type transmembrane transporter activity; polyamine transmembrane transporter activity. The record is from RefSeq and is a predicted model, not a curated record. The transcript is spliced from 32 exons. NCBI's taxonomy places the organism in Eukaryota, Metazoa, Echinodermata, Asteroidea, Valvatida, Asterinidae. Gene Ontology annotation, biological process: intracellular calcium ion homeostasis; polyamine transmembrane transport.